CAACAUGCGGAAUUUGAUGCACGAAAGCAAGUAUUCAAACUAGGCAAGCCUUUAUUACGCAUUUCGUAACGUAAUACGUGCGUUUGGGCCUGUUUGGGCGCUGGCGCAGUGAUACGUUGCGCAACGACUAUGGAAUGUAGCUCGGAGGAAACGGAGACAACGUAGGUGUAUUUCCGGAAAAAUGUCUUACUUCCGGAAAUUUGGGCCCUUUCACAGACUUUUUUGACAAAAGCCAGGCUUCGUGGGCCUGUCUUUUAAUCGUCGCAGCAUCAAAGGCUGAAGGAGUGCUGGAUGUUUUCCAAGAGGAACCCGUUGAUGACACAAUGGAGAUUUCGUUGCCACUGCAACUUGUGCCACAGCCUUCCCUGUCCCUCGUGGACCUUGGAAAACAGCUUCUGGAGUCUGCGCGCAAUGGCGAGACUGAAGAAGUUCGUCAACUCAUGACUAGUGGUGCUCCUUUCACUACUGACUGGUUGGGCACAUCUCCCCUGCAUAUGGCCGCUCAGAAUGGGCACGUAGCCACUGCUGAAGUGCUUCUGCGGGCCGGCAUCAGCCGAGACGCACGCACCAAGGUGGACCGCACUCCGCUGCAUGUGGCAGCCCAGGAGGGCCACUUGGAUGUGGUGGAGCUGCUGCUCAAGCACUCUGCUGACAUUGAGGCCAAGGACAUGCUGCGCAUGACACCCCUUCAUUGGGCAGUGGAGAGGGGCCAUCUGGAUGUGAUCAAAUGUUUGCUGCGGUGGGGUGCGGAUGUGAGUGCCACCAGCAAGUUUGAGAAGUCGCCGCUUGACAUCGCCCUGGACAACGACUAUGUUGAAGUGGUCAGGGUGCUUCAGGAACAUGUUUGCAAUCCGACCCGGACCAAAGAGACAGUGGAACAAACUUUCAUUCUGCCCAUCUCACAAGUGACUAAGGUCCCAGCUGGGGCCUUGGGCACUGCUCACAAGGUUCUCAAGACCAUCCCUGCUGCCACAACUGCACUGGUAACUGCUGGAAGUCCCACCAUCAUCCAAGCCAAAGCAACUGGGAUGGUGACACCAACACGCACUGUGUUUGUGGCUGCCAAGGCACCAAACACAACUACUGUCAAGCGAGCCACAGUGACCAAAGUUGUGCCUGCCGCCUCUGUAGCCGCUUCUGCUGGUGGCACGGCCACUUCGGCGGCUGCAAGCGCCUCCACCACGACCAUCACCGCCGAAGAAAUGAGCAGUGACCAGGGAAGCCCUUCGGUCCUGGCCACUCUUGCAGCGCUUGCAGAGGCCACUGCCCCCAAUGCAACAACGUUAUCUUCAAAUGAAGCUGUUCAGUGGCUCGAGACGCAUGGCAUUACAAUGCUGCCUGCAGACAAUUCCACCAUUGUGGCUUCAGCGUUGGAAGGCGGCCAAACAAUAUCACUCACAGAUGCUGGUAAACUGGCCUUGAACUGGGUAAAGGAUCAGCAGUCUGUUGCUGCUGAUGGAACCACCAGUGAAGUUUCCCUCUCCAAUGUAGCCACUGCUGGAAGCCAGAAAGUGAUUGCCAUAGUGACCGACCAGUCACAGAUCCCGUCUCUAGUCACUGCGGGUGCUGGCCAGUCACCAUUUGUCGUCGUUUCUGGUGCCACGUUGAAGGCAGCAGAUGGCAGUGCCUCGCACAUGAUCAUCAAGGGCCCCAUGGAGCCGCCCAUAAAGCGCAUCAGGAGGGUGUCCAUUCCCGACAAAGUCAAUGGGAAGUCGGCAGCUGCACCCGUUGUUGUGACAGAAUCUCAGGCCAAAUCCCCGGUGGAUCAGGAGAAGGAUAAGCUCCAGCGGGAACUGGAGGUCCUUCGUAAACAGGCAGAGCAGUACAAGGCCCAGCUGCAGCAGAAGUCUCAUGAAGCGGAGCAGUACAAGAAGCAGCUGGAGGAGAUGAAGUCCAGCAGCUGAGAGGAGGAAGAGCAUUGUACGGCCAUCGUCAUCUCACCUGGGCUUCUUGGGGAAGAGGGCUUUCUUUUUCUUUAUUGCCUGUACAUACUGCACAUUAAAGUACACUCACUGUUUUUAUAA
Molecule: messenger RNA, 2024 nt
Organism: Rhipicephalus sanguineus (brown dog tick)
Lineage: Eukaryota; Metazoa; Arthropoda; Arachnida; Ixodida; Ixodidae
Gene: Atac3
Product: GA-binding protein subunit beta-1
Exons: 13
Coding region: 324-1904 (526 amino acids)
Biological process (GO): positive regulation of transcription by RNA polymerase II
Cellular component (GO): nucleus
Molecular function (GO): transcription cis-regulatory region binding; protein binding
Source: RefSeq, a predicted model, not a curated record